AUGUUUUUCCUCAAAGAAGAGACCAAAGUUAUCUCAUUACAUCCGUCGUACUUCGGUCCAAAUGUGCGCGAAUAUCUCAUCAAUCGCUUAAACGAGGAGGAGGAGGGGCGAUGUACCGGAGAUCACUUUGUGAUAUGUGUCAUGGACAUGGUGGACAUCGGCGAGGGGCGAGUGCUCCCAAGUAACGGGCAGGCUGAAUAUACAAUCAAAUAUCGAGCAAUUAUCUGGAAGCCCUUCCGUGGGGAGACAGUCGAUGCGUCUGUCACGUCGGUGAAGCCCACAGGGAUUUUCACCCUAGCCGGCCCAUUGUCGGUUUUUAUUGCGCGCAAAAAUAUUCCCUCCGACAUCAGAUGGGAGCCGAACACAGUGCCACCACAAUACACUGAUCAUGCGGAUCAAGUUAUCGAGAAGGGCACCAACCUUCGGCUUAAAAUUCUUGGUGUCAAGCCGGACGUUGCUGCUAUCAAUGCGAUUGGGACAAUCAAGGAAGAUUACCUAGGACCGCUAUAA
Messenger RNA from Aspergillus puulaauensis, 510 nucleotides. It is a transcript of the gene RPB7, whose product is annotated as DNA-directed RNA polymerase II subunit RPB7. Lineage: Eukaryota; Fungi; Ascomycota; Eurotiomycetes; Eurotiales; Aspergillaceae. Gene Ontology annotation, molecular function: single-stranded DNA binding; translation initiation factor binding; single-stranded RNA binding. The transcript is spliced from 4 exons. Gene Ontology annotation, biological process: positive regulation of nuclear-transcribed mRNA poly(A) tail shortening; DNA-templated transcription; transcription initiation at RNA polymerase II promoter. The record is from RefSeq and is a predicted model, not a curated record. Gene Ontology annotation, cellular component: P-body; RNA polymerase II, core complex. Bases 1 to 510 code for a protein of 169 amino acids.